Messenger RNA from Verticillium alfalfae VaMs.102, 2787 nucleotides. Its product is annotated as eukaryotic translation initiation factor 2C 3. The transcript has 5 exons. Lineage: Eukaryota; Fungi; Ascomycota; Sordariomycetes; Glomerellales; Plectosphaerellaceae. The record is from RefSeq and is a predicted model, not a curated record. Gene Ontology annotation, molecular function: nucleic acid binding; protein binding. Bases 1 to 2787 code for a protein of 928 amino acids.
AUGGCUGAUCAUUCACGGGGCGGUCGCGGCGGAGGCCGCGGGGGAGACCGAGGCGGAGACCGAGGCCGUAGUGGAGAUCGUGGGCGCGGAGUGGAUCGUGGGCGCGGAGUGGAUCGUGGACGCGGAGGGGAUCGUGGGCGCGGGGGAGAUCGAGGUCGCGGCAGCGCCUUUGGGGGCGGCCGCGGUGGGUAUGGUGGUGACCGUGGAGGCCGGGGAAGUUACCGUGGAGAUCGUGGAGGAGGCAGCACGUAUGGCGACCGCGGCGGCGGUGGUGGAGGUGGCUACCGAGGCGAUCGUGGUGGUGGCGGCUUUCGAGGGCGUGGAGGCCGCGGCGGAUUCGCCCCUCGCGCCGAGCCGUUCGAAGGCGAGCCUCAUCGCGUCUUUGGGCAAGACCAGGCCAUCCCAGAACCUAGCGCCACAGUUACGGCUUUGGAAAACAAGCUCGUGGCCGCUUAUCAGUCUCAGGGCCUGAGCAUAAAGAUGAGCAAGCUCAAAAUGUCCGGUGAGGCUGAUUUGCUGUUCCCCCUCCGUCCUGCAUACGGAAACAAGGGAAACAAGGUGGUGCUCUGGGCGAACUACUUCGAGAUGGGCGUCAAGCCAAAGGUUGUGUACGCUUACAACCUCGAGGUACACAAAGUUCGCCCCAACAAGGGCGCUCAGCGGCAGGUCGAUCCGAAGACCAGGAUCAAAAACAAGGCACUGAAGACAGAUGUCUCGGGACGAAAGCUAGCCAUCAUCAUCCAGCUCGCUAUGGACAAGCUGCGCGAGGAGGAUCCGAAAGCGAUCCUCGCCACCGAGUUCAAGAGCAAGCUCAUUUCGCUUCACAAGCUCAAGUACAACGAUGAUUGCCUUGAGGUAACCUUCAAGGGUGAGAAUAGCCACAGGACCGAAAACUUCUUUGUCCGGAUCGUUGAUCCGAUCGAAGCCUCGUUCGACGCCACUCUGCAGGACGGCAAUGGCCGUGACUAUGAGGCGAAGAAAACAAUAUCGGGCCUUGCUGGAAUCAGCAGCUCGCAGAUUAACAGGGACGUUCUUAAAAGCGAGACUGUCAAGUUCAAGAAGAACUUCCAGUGGGGCGGACCCAAAGACGUAUGGUUCAAGAUGGAACUUCGCGAAGGCGAGACGACUGUGAUGGGCAACAGGCGUCCAGGCCUCUACACCGUUCAUGAAUACUCAAAGUGGAAGUACGGCAUUGACUUUGACGCGAAGCUUCCACUCGUCAACCUAGGACGACCCGACAAGCCGAUGUAUGUGCCCGCCGAGCGUUGUACCAUCAUUGAGGCACGGAAAGUUCGCAGCGCGCUGGGCCUGGAUGAGAACCCAACGCUCCAGCAAUUUGGCCUGACCAUCGACCGGCGCCUCCUGACGGUCUGGGGCCGCGAGCUUCAGUCUCCCUCGGUCCUUUACCUCAAAAACAAGGAGGUGAGGACGUUUGGCGGCGGAUGGAACAUGCGGGAUGUGCAAGUUGCCGAGGCAGGCCCCAAGAUCAUGAACUGGGCCUGGGUGCAGGUAACGGAGAGCGAGCGCUACACCGAUGCUGCAGAAGCGGUGGGCAGAUUUGCCGCCUUCCUAGCGAACACGGGUAUCCCCAUCGACACCGCCCCUCGCCGAGGUCUCCGGGUACGCACUUCGUCGUUCCGAUACCAGGACGACGUGGAGGCGGCGUUCAAGGAACUUGAGCAAAGGGCUGCCAAAGGGCCGCCGAACCUCUUCGUGCUCGUCAUCCUGCCCCGCCAGGACACGACUCUCUACAGUGUCAUCAAGACGCUGGGCGACUGCCAAUUUGGAUUCCACACCAUUUGCGCUGUGGAGAAGACGUUCACCAAGGAGAAUCCCAUGACGUUCGCCAACAUCGGUCUCAAGUGGAACCUCAAGAACGGCGGCAUCAACCACAGGGUCAAGGAUCCCAUCGGCAUCGUGGCCCAGGGCAAGACAAUGGUCGUCGGCUACGACGUCACACACCCCACCAACAUGGGUCUGCAGCCAGGCGAGAAGGACGUGCCGCCGAGCAUCGUCGGCCUCGUGGCCAGCGUUGACAAGGAUCUGGGACAGUGGCCGGCCGUGGCGUGGGAGCAGAAGGCGGGCCAGGAGAUGCUGGACAGCAAACUCCUGGAAAGCUUCAAGUCGCGGCUGGAGCUCUGGCGCAAGAAGAACCGGCAGUCGCUCCCCGAGUUCAUCGUCGUCUACCGCGAUGGCGUCUCAGAGGGUCAGUUCAGCCAGGUGCUCGAGCACGAACUGCCACAGAUGCGCGAAGCGUGCCGCGUCAUGUACCCGAACGGCCGCAUGCCCAAGCUCUCCAUCAUUGUGUCGGUCAAGCGGCACCAAACACGGUUCUACCCGACUCGCGAAGACCACAUGGAUGGCAAGUCGCGCAACAUUAAGAACGGCACGGUGGUGGACCGGGGCGUGACGCAGGCGCGGUACUGGGACUUCUUCCUGACGGCGCACACGGCGCUGAAGGGCACGGCGCGGCCGGCGCGGUACACGGUGCUGCUGGACGAGAUAUUCACAACCAACUACGGCAUGACGGAGCAGGCGGCCAAUCAGCUGGAAAAGUUCACGCACGAUCUGUGUUACCUCUUUGGGCGGGCCACCAAGGCCGUCAGCAUCUGCCCGCCGGCGUACUACGCGGACAUUGUGUGCGAACGGGCGCGGGUGCACAGGCCCGAGUAUUUUGACGUCUCGGACACCAUGUCGUCGUCGGUGCGCAGCGGCGGAGGCAUGUCGGCAGAUGACGGGGCCAAGGUGGUGCAUGCACGGCUCCAGGACACCAUGUACUACAUUUAG